This is a messenger RNA of Ylistrum balloti, 3956 nucleotides long. Its product is annotated as toll-interacting protein B-like. NCBI's taxonomy places the organism in Eukaryota, Metazoa, Mollusca, Bivalvia, Pectinida, Pectinidae. The record is from RefSeq and is a predicted model, not a curated record. The coding region runs from base 45 to 902 and encodes 285 amino acids. Gene Ontology annotation, molecular function: ubiquitin binding; ubiquitin conjugating enzyme binding. Gene Ontology annotation, biological process: ubiquitin-dependent protein catabolic process. The transcript is spliced from 7 exons. Gene Ontology annotation, cellular component: cytoplasm.
CUCAUGACAGUGCGUCAUUCAAAACAAUCUGCCUGAUAACGAAGAUGACAACAACAGAUCAGCAAGCUCAGGCUAGUCGCAGGAAUCAGGUGAUGGUAGGAGAAUUACCAGAAGAUUUCCUGCGUAUGCCUUCCAGUUCUGUGCAGCAACAGGUGAUAGCAGACAGCCGAGUGGCUCAGGUGCUGCAGGCCCAGCAAGCAAGAGGCUUUUCUUCUAUUCCGGCCAAUGUCACAGGAAGGCUAAACCUCAGCAUCAUUCAGGCAAAACUAGCAAAAAACUAUGGUCUUACAAAGAUGGAUCCUUAUGUAAGGGUGAGAUUGGGACAUUCAGUUUUUGAGACACCAACAGCAUAUAACGGAGCCAAGAACCCACACUGGAAUAAGGAGGUUUCAGUAUAUCUGCCGCAUGGAGUAGAAAGUAUAUAUGUUGAAAUAUUUGAUGAGAGACAGUUCACUAUGGACGACAGAAUAGCAUGGGCAUAUAUUACAAUACCACAGGGAGUCCUAAAUGGGGACACUGGGGAUAACUGGUUCCCCCUCAGUGGAAAACAAGGUGAUGAGAAGGAGGGCAUGAUCAAUUUAGUGAUGACAUUCACACCUCUGGAAAAUCUGCCUGCCUCAGCACCCACAUCAUUUACCUAUCAACAGCCUGUGGUUGUACCUAACAUGUAUUACACAAAUCCUGUCGUUUACCCAACACAAGGACAGCAAGUCCAACAGACCCAAUCCCAGCCAACUGCUGGUCCACAACAAACACGCCCUCUGUACACAGAAGAUGACCUCAAACAGGUUAAGGACAUGUUUCCUAAUAUGGAUGAGGAGGCUAUUAAAUCUGUCCUGGAAGCAAACCGUGGAAACAAGGACUCAACAAUUAAUGCAUUACUACAAAUGAGUGUGGAAUAAUUUCCUGUGCUUAUCUGGAGGUGUUGUUACAGAUCUAUUAUUUCCUAGAUAUGAUUCCUAUUUGCACUGCCAUGGAAAAUUUAACAGAUACUCUUCCCAGCGUGGCUUAUGCUAAAGGAUGUGAUUUUUAGUUUAAGAUAAGAUAUUUGUGGUUUGCAAAUAAGCAUGCAAUAGAUAUGUACCAAACUGCGCCAUAAUUACCAAUAAUGGGAUGCAAAUCAGAAUCAUAUCUGUAUAAAUUCAUACUAGCACUUGAAUCAAGUAAAAAUUAGAUAUUAUGUGUUAAGGAAUAGAAACCUAGACCCCUUUCUCAUCCAAAAAUCAAUACUCUGGUUACUGAAUUAGAAAAAAUGGCAAAAAAUGUUCUCUCCUGGAAGUAGAGAUGACUAUAGUUUUGCCAUGUGUCCAUCUGUCCUUCUGUCUGCUAUCUUUUUUAAGUUCUGGAUACUUCUUGUGUGACCUACAUUUUGACCUUUGACCUACAUCAAAGAAAAACUGUUUUCAGGGUUCUUUCCCGUACACUACUCUUAAUCAGAAUUCCAUACCUGGGGUAUGGGUUCACUUGCAGUGCAUUCUCUGCAUAUAGUUUCACAAUUGGUAGGGAACUGUAAUUUGCUGAAUUGUUUCGUAUUUCAAAAUUAAGGAAAAUUCAUUUGAGUUGAUGUUGUAUACGACAUGUUAUAAACAUGAAAUGCUAGCUCUGUUAAGUGUUACUAGAUAACCAUUUAAAAUAUGCUGGGAUUGAUUUACUAAAACAGGUUUUGAUUUACUUAUUCUUUGUGUACAUAAUAACUCGAUCUGCUGCUGCAAUAUUGAUGAUAUUGUGACCUUGAAACUAUGAAAUGGUACCUCUCAAGGUUUGAACAGUUUGGUGUGUGUAUUAUUGAUUAUGAACAGAAAUUACUAAAAUUAGGUUAGAAUACAGAAGGACAUUUCUCCAUACUUUUAGAAAUACUAGACAUUUUUUGUGUCACCUCAUUUUGUCAUGGUGAUUUAUCAAAUGGUUUGACUCAUUCAAUGAUUUAUUGUUUUAUUUUGAAAAAAUUUGAAGUAUCAAAAUAUAUGUUGCAUACUAAGUUUUUGAUAUUGACAGGCAAAGUUUGUCAGCAAAGCAAUAUAUAAUGUAGAAUGUAUAAAUUCUCUACAGCAAAUCAUUGGAAUCAGAAACUUUCUGAGAAUACUUCGUUAAAAUGAUAAAAUCUGUAAAAAUGUAUAUUUUGUAUAUAUGUAUAUUGAUUAUUAUCAGACCAUUUCAUAUGGACAUAGUCAAUUUCAUUCUGUAUAGAGUAGCUUUUAUAGCACAUAAUAUACAAAGAAGGUAUCUAUCACACCACAUCAUUGGUCUUAAAAAAGCAAUUAUUGUUAAAGUAAAGUAUGACAGAAACAGGAGGAUUUCUUUGGAAAAAAUAUUCAAGGGCUAUUUUUUUUAAUACUUUUUUUGUUUUGUUUAUUUUUAUUAGAAAAGAUAACAGACUUGACUUAUAUAGGCAAAGCUUGGUGAAAUAUGCCUUGUCAGCAGUUGUUUGACCUUAACAUAUUUACAAACACUUUAUUUAGGUUUGUUAGUUAUAUAAAUAAUUUGUACAUAAACAAAAACCAGCACUGUGUUAUGUGAAAUGAUUUAUUGACUAAUAGAUGUGUCCUGUCCAUUUCAUCAGAUAAAUGAUCAGUAGAUCGCUUUCUCUUGGACACGUCCAUCUGGCCCAAGUUGCUCAAAUUAAUUGCUGCCACUGAAGCAAGAUCUUUUGAAUCAUAUUGACACUCCAAAUAUAUCAGUCUGAUCUGUUUAAGCAGAUCUACUGAUACAAAAUGGUGAAGAAUAUCUGGUUUAAAUAUUAUUUAAAAUAUUUCAUCUACCACUGGUUAAAUCUAAUCAAGCUUUUAACAACUAGGGCCUGCAUGCUGACUUUAAUGGAAUGAUCCCAUUUAAUUACAGAUAUCUAUCAUGUGGGAAUAUUUAUCAGAUUGUCAGUUUAUCGUGUGGAAAUUGAUCUUUCCAGUGUUUACAAAAUUUUAAAAUUAUAUAUUAAACUGUUGAUUGUUUCAAGAUGAUAGGAUGUGAAAGGAACUUACAGUAUUAUUAUAGUAAUCAUUAUUUGUGAUCUAUGGAGAGACAGGAUCAUGAGUACAUGAGAUCAUAUCAUGUAAGACAAGAAAUAUAUAUGUCAGAUAUAAAUAAUUAUAGAAAAAAAAUAGUGCUUUUAAACUAUACGUGUUACAGCAUGUGAGUAAGCAAUAUACUUGUACUUAUUAAAGUAUUAAUUGUAAAUUUGUAUCUACUUAACCAAAAGAUUAAAUGUAUGCACAGUUUACCAGGUUCUGAGUAUUUAAUUUAUACUUUAAAGAUAAAGAAUAUUGUACAAUGCAUUAACUGUAUGGGUUGUGAUUUUGUCAGAAAGAAAUUAUGUUAAUGCAGGAGUUAUUUCCCUUAUGUAAAUGAAAGUUACAUUUUAUCGCCAUAUGUUGUAUCAUUCUGUUAAAAGCUAGUAGGUGGCAGGUUAAGAAAAGUAUGUAAUUUAGCUGUAUUUUUUUAAAGAAAUAUUACUUCCUUGCUGCUGAUUGCUUUCUGUUCAUUCCUUUUUUACUUUGAUGUGUGUUAUCAAAAACAUAUUAAAUUUUAGUGUAUAGACAUCUGAAUCUGAAGCAAUGGGUUGAAAUUUGUGUCACCUUAAGCAAUCGAAAGCUAUUUCAGAUAUCAAAGAAAAAAUACAACAAAAAAUGGGCAGUUUUUUCAGUUCUACUUAUUUUUUUCUUAACAUAUGUUUUUUGUUAUGUCUAACUUAAAUGGAUUUAUAAUGGUGUGCAAAAUCCUAGACAUGAAUUAAAUUGAUUCCAAGUAUUCCCACUCUUUUAAUUAACAUGCAAUAUCAAAGUGCUCCUAUAGUGCAGAAUACUAUACAUAUGAGUGCUACACUGUAAAUGUGAUCCUUUUGUCCUUGUUUUUUGUGGGCUUUGAAGAGGAAAUUUGUUGUGCCGUACAUGUGAUAAUAUGUGAUACAUUGGUUAAAUAAAGUACAACUUAGAAAAUAUAGAUAAAAUUGUUAUAUAUUAAAA